AUGAAGCUUAUAAUCUUCUUCCUUGUAUUUUUCCCAGCAGUAUCGCUGUCGCUAUCAGAGCGGAGCUGCCAGACUUUCAAGCUAGAAUCCCCAAAUGACUCCAAAGGCAACUUUGAUAAAGGCAGUUCCAUUCAUGUCACUAAGCUAGUCAACUGUACCGCAGACAGAGCAAAGAAAGAUGGUGACGACAGGGGCAAUUGCAGAAUCCAGAGCCCCAAGAUAGGUAUUAUCGCCAAUUCAACAAUCACCCAGGACGACGGUGAACCCUUCAAAACUUCUCUAGGGAGCAACAAAAGUAUACUCGAAGCAGCAAGAGAUGUCGCGGACUCAAAAACUAUGCGCGGGUACUGGACCUGGGCGCCUGACAUGAACUGUUGGCCCGGGACUCUAGAUGACUGCGAUGAUGACGAUGAUCUGGAUGAUACUGAGGUGGUGGUCUGCGGCUUCAGGAUUGAUAGAAAAGGGAGUAACAAGAGCGACGCCGAAUACCGUGGCAGGAUUGGGUUUGUGGAGAAUAAUGAUCCAAAUUCUAGGAUCAAAUCUGGUGUUAAGCCUUGGCUAGACUAUGAAGAGGCUGUUAGUACGGCUGAGGCGUGGGUGAGGAAUGAUGUGUAG
Fusarium mangiferae is the source of this 615-nucleotide messenger RNA. RefSeq lists its product as uncharacterized. The transcript has a single exon. The record is from RefSeq and is a predicted model, not a curated record. The coding region runs from base 1 to 615 and encodes 204 amino acids. NCBI's taxonomy places the organism in Eukaryota, Fungi, Ascomycota, Sordariomycetes, Hypocreales, Nectriaceae.